Plenodomus lingam JN3 is the source of this 459-nucleotide messenger RNA. RefSeq lists its product as uncharacterized. The record is from RefSeq and is a predicted model, not a curated record. NCBI's taxonomy places the organism in Eukaryota, Fungi, Ascomycota, Dothideomycetes, Pleosporales, Leptosphaeriaceae.
AUGAAGUACGCCACCGUCGCCACUGCCCUCUUCGCUGCUGUCCUUGCCAGCCCCACUCCUCCAUGCGAGCCUUCCAGGGACCCUUCCUGGGGCCCAACAUGGACUCCUGAGAGUCAGAUGGUGAUUAUCAACAACUACACGUUCAAAAGCAACGGUGGCGACAUGGAAGCUCAUUUCGACAUGCACGUCGACACCGCCACAGACAUCCACUGCGACAUGGGCUUAACCAGGGACAUCCCAUCUAUGGUCUACCCGUGCUCAGACGGUGUGCACAGGGCUGGCUUCAUCAAGAGCCCCAACAUCACCGACGCCACUCCUGGUCUGGCCCUCUACAACGCGAUUGACACUGCCGUCGGCAAGCAAUACCUUGGCCCCGGUCCUCAAGUCAAGUGCGGAUAUUCUUCUGGGAACGAUAUGUAUUGCACUCAGACCACUGAGUUCAUCGCCUGGCUCAACUAG